Molecule: messenger RNA, 2859 nt
Organism: Vavraia culicis subsp. floridensis
Lineage: Eukaryota; Fungi; Microsporidia; Pleistophoridae
Exons: 1
Coding region: 1-2838 (945 amino acids)
Source: RefSeq, a predicted model, not a curated record
AUGUCGAUGAAUUUGCACGAUUACGUAACCAAAAUUCUUGUAUAUAUCUUUCUAUUUAGGUCAACUGCUAACAAUAGUUCUGAUGAAUAUAUGAUACUAUAUGAUUUGGGAACCACGAAUAUGUCGAGAUUUAUAACCUCUCUGGUGAAUGGUACAACAAAAUGUUCAUACUACACUGUGCAUACCCAUAGCUCUGGACAGCAGGCUGAACGGGUCGUAGAAGCGACCAAGGAUACAAGCACACACAUAGCGAUGCCAGCUACACCCAAGGCGAAAAAAAAGCGGUGGUCAAGCUAUUAUGAAGUUAUACAGGCAGAAACUGAUGGAAAUAAAACGUUCAAAGUCGUUACUGUUGAAUUUUCGAAGACUCUGUUCACGAAAAUGAUGAGCUUAAAGAGAAAUAUAAGCACAUUCUUCUCGCAGGAUGAAAUCCAUCACAUAUUCAAAUACAUAUUUGUGCACGUGGAUGAUAACACUCUACUUACGUAUAGUGUGUGCAUGAACUUGCAAGAUGAUCCACAAAUAUUUUAUCUGCUGUCGGACUACGGUAGAGAGUACCUGUCUUUGAGACAUUCAAAACAAGCUUGCGCACUUAAACGCUGUCACGAUUAUGGCGGUGCUCUUAUAAAGUUUCGUGAAGCUGUUAACGCCACAAUCGUGCUGUUCCUGACAGAGGGUACUAUGCAGAGGAUACAAGUCUAUGGUAAGAAAAAAAGUCGAUCUGUAACCAAAAAGAAGAUUCCAUUAAACGAGUUCAAGCUCGGUUUUCUGUUCGAGUGUCUCGAGAUCGGUGCUAUCAAGUCUGGAGAUGAUUUCGAUGCUCUGUACGGCAAGUUCAUGUACAAUGGCUAUAAUUCCAAGUUAACUGUGAUCAUACACAAAUUCUUACCGUUUGCAAACAUUUUUGAUUUCAUUUUAGGUGCAAAAAAUUGGAAGUUUGAGCCGUCUUUGCUCACUCCCCAUAACUUAUGGACACAGCAGCACGUUGAAUGCGUUACUUUCAAAGUGUUUAUUUUGGUACCAUCAGAUGAUGCUGAAGCUCUUGACAGUCUUCAUCCCCUCGAAAAUAUCGAUUACGCUUUCUUUGCGGUAGACUUUAUCAAUUCAGAACCACAGUCAAUUUAUAACGCGAAAAUAUGUUUUUCAGAAUAUUUGGAUGCGCAUCUUUGCAGCAUUCCAGGGAAUAUUACAAGUGUUCUGUGCAAGCACAUGACCUUAGACUACGAUUUCGUGUUCAAAAAACGUUUUAAAAAUAUUACAUUCCACAACUGCACCAUUGGGAGCGGGUGCACUGUUACCUUUGAGAAAGGAUACGAACAAUUGGUGAUGGACAACACUAAAGGACGGCUAGAUUUGUCUGGCACGGCAGGUCUUGGCAUAGUUAGCCUGAACAAAACAAAUUCUGUAUUAGCCUUCCAGAAAGGGAACGCGCAUCAUUCCAGUCUUUUCUCACUCGAGCACGCACGUAUUGAUGGGAACGUUGCUAUCGGCGAACAAAUAGAAGAACUGCUCUUCUGCAACGUUAACUUCAGCGAGACGGUCACGUUAAAAAUUACAAGCCAUCAUAGACGCAUCGAUAUAAGAAGAUCAUCUGGAUGUUUUAGCUUGAUGGGUGAAUUUAAAGGUGUGUUGAAUCUUCAGUUUCGUUCAAUUAUGGAAAUCUCUGUGAAUGAGCAUGGAUCUAAAACAUUAUCGCUAGUUUGCCGAAACAUCACGAGCAACAUCAAGUUGGCCGAUGCAUACGAUACCGUUAUUUUGAACGAUACCAACAUCAGCAAAGGUUUUUGCUUUACGGUGAACAAAAAGUGCAAGAAGUUGCUGGUGAAGUGCUGUUCAGGAGAUUUAGAUCUUUCUGAAACCGAUAUUUUGAAAAGUAUCGAGAUAACAUUUACAAAUGAACCAUUUCAUAGGCUGAACAUGAAUGGUCCUAUCAAUACGACUCGCUUAUCCGUGUUCGAAGUUCCGUCCGAUAAGACUGAGCUACCGUGCCUCUUUAAACAGUUUAAACGGAUACGAUAUCUGAAAAUUGGACGGCUUACUACACCCGCUCAGCGUAUGAGCCUGGAACUAAACAUCCUGAGAAGGUACCUGACAGCAGCUUCUAUUUUCAGAUCUCGUUCAACGAAUUAUAGGAACGAGUCAUUGAGCACCGCUGCUUGUCAAUAUCAAUUCGAUGCUGUAAACCUUAGGAUGACAGCUGAUCACGUCUUAGAAGGCAUUUUUUACGAAAAUGUGAUGUCGGGAGUCGAAGUGCUAGAAUACGAACAUAUCAUGAUGAGUGACAAUAACUGCAAAUAUUUACGAGAAAUGGGCAGCUUAAAGGUUUUCAAGGCCUCUAUAGAGUACCUGACAAGCGAAUCGCUUAUGUGUUUGCCUCCCAGUAUACAAUCGCUGAACAUUUACGAUUCACAGACCAGUGAGGACAACUACCAACUGUGCCUGCUUGCUCUGAAGCACUAUCCGCACUUGAAAAUUCUUACAAUCGGUGGCGAGUUCUUCACCAAUACAUCGAAUUUCGGGUUGUUGCCCAAGACUGUGGAGGUACUGGCAAUAUCGUACGUCUGCCAAAGUGCUAGUGUUCCCGUGGCUAGCAGUAAAAGAACAGAGCUACGUGAGCUGUACGUCCAUGUAACCGAGAAAAGCAUCUUCAAUCACGAUAUCGGUGUUUUAGACGCCAACAUAGCCAUUUUCCUACAGCAAAUAUUCGUUUUUAUUGAUCAAGAUAACCUCAAAUGCCUCAUUCUAUCAUCUGUUGAUGAUUAUUGUGAAGUAGAUCCUUCAACUUAUGCCGUUCUGAACCGCUAUGACGGACGACCUGGCCACGGAAUUGAUACUUGAUUGAGUUUAUCCAAAGCGUGA